Messenger RNA from Cydia pomonella (codling moth), 11985 nucleotides. RefSeq names its product transient receptor potential cation channel trpm (gene Trpm). Gene Ontology annotation, molecular function: monoatomic cation channel activity. The record is from RefSeq and is a predicted model, not a curated record. NCBI's taxonomy places the organism in Eukaryota, Metazoa, Arthropoda, Insecta, Lepidoptera, Tortricidae. Bases 440 to 5674 code for a protein of 1744 amino acids. The transcript is spliced from 35 exons. Gene Ontology annotation, cellular component: membrane. Gene Ontology annotation, biological process: monoatomic cation transmembrane transport; protein tetramerization.
UGGAACAGUUAUGCUAACUUUAUCUUAUCUGGGGAGGGAACCUGUUCUGAUAAAGGACCCGCUAAAGAGGUCACCGCGUUGCAGGGGUGAAUAAAAAGUUAUGACCAUAUCCAUAGGUGUGGCUAGUGGUCUAAACCACGACCUUCCUUUGUUCGCGGUAGGGGCGCUGCGAGCGCUCGCCGGUCGCUCACUGCCGCAGUCGAGCUCGGCCAUUAUUCUGUGCGCGCGUGCCUUGCUCUAACUCAUCAGCAAAACUUUCUUACGUCAAAUCAAUGGAUAUAACCUAACACGCCGCGCACUGGGUUUCGUAUGAAAUGUGAUUGUUAUUGUGUCUAAAUGGCGUAUCUAAUGUGCCCGUAGUAGUGACGUGCAGUGCUAGAGUUUGCAGUGUUAAUGAUGUAAUUUUUUGUGUGUGUAGUGUUGUGUUUAAAAAGGAGCAAUGAGUAUCCAAAAGUGUUUUCUGGAUAACUCCAGCAGGAUGAUAAAGGCAAUGUCAACUGCAAAGUCGAGCUCCAGUGAAGUAAAAACGGGCGUGCAAAGUGGUCUCAGAAAGGUUGGCCUGGCGAUGCUGUCAAUGUCGAUGGCUCUCGAUGACAGAAAGAAAAAAACCACUCGCAGUUGGAUAGAGAGCACGUUCCAAAAGCGCGAGUGUAAAUACUUCGUGCCGAGCGCCAAGGACGAGCAUGUAUGCUGGUGCGGUCUCAGCAGGACAGCCCAUGGCGCCAACAUUCCAGUGGCGACGCCCGGCGAGGCGUGGAUGCCGGCGCGGCAUACUCAGCCGGCGCCAACUGACGCCUAUGGCACUGUGGAGUUCCAGGGUGGACCGCAUCCUACUAAAGCACAGUAUGUCCGCCUCGCCCACGACACGCGCUCCGAGCUGAUAGUCCAACUGCUGACGCGCGAAUGGGCCCUCGACCGCCCCAAAUUGCUCAUCACCAUCCAGGGCGGCAAAGCCAACUUCGAUCUGCAGCCCAAGCUGAAGAAGGUACUCAGGAAAGGCCUGCUGAAGGCCGCUAAGACCACGGGAGCUUGGAUCUUUACGGGGGGCACUAAUACUGGUGUGACGCGACAAGUGGGCGACGCAUUACAGCUGGAACGAUCGCAGCGAGCCGGCCGGGUCGUCAGCAUUGGCAUAGCUCCAUGGGGCAUCGUCGAAGGGGCAAAUGAUCUUAUAGGUAGGGGCAGAGACGUGCCCUACCAUGCCAUGGCUUCACCAAGAUCGAAGCUCGCGGUGCUGAACAACCGACACGCCUACUUCUUAUUGGUCGACAACGGCUCGGUGGGGCGCUACGGUGCGGAGAUCGUGCUCCGGCGCAAGCUGGAGAAGUACAUCGCGGCGCAGAAACUACAUCCUUACACGCAUUCAUCAACACCCGUGGUCUGCCUGGUCAUAGAAGGUGGCACGAACACGGUCCGCGCGGUACUGGAGUACGUGACCGACACGCCGCCCGUGCCCGUCGUGGUGUGUGACGGCAGCGGCCGCGCGGCUGACCUCAUCGCGUUCGUGCACAAAUAUGCUUCGGAAAGCGGCGAGCAGACUGUCCUGGAGUCCAUGCGAGACUACCUGAUCGGCACCAUCCAGAAGACCUUCGAGGUGCAGCUCCAGCAAGCCGAGUGUCUGUACAGCGAGCUGCUGCAGUGCACCAGGAAAAAGAACUUGAUCACGGUGUUCAGGAUCCAAGAACGAGCAGAAGGCGGGGAAGUACAGGAGCUGGACCAGGUCAUCCUAACAGCGCUGUUCCGGGCACAGCACUUGUCACCCAGCGAGCAGCUGUCUCUGGCCCUGACGUGGAACAGGGUGGACAUCGCGCGGUCCGAGAUCUUUGUAUACGGACAAGAAUGGCCCCCAGGUGCUCUGGACGAAGCUAUGAUGCAGGCCCUGGAGCACGACCGCAUCGACUUCGUGAAGCUCCUGCUCGAGAACGGCGUCUCCAUGCGCAAGUUCCUCACCAUCCCUCGGUUGGAAGAACUGUACAACACCAAGAGCGGACCCAGCAACACACUACGGUACAUCCUGAGAGACGUGCGGCCACAUCUUCCGAGGGGCUACGUGUACACAUUACACGAUAUUGGACUUGUCAUAAACAAGCUCAUGGGAGGUGCUUACAGGUGCUACUACACCCGGCGCAAGUUCCGUCCGAUCUACGCGAAAGUGAUGAACAAAAGCGUCAACGUGCACCGAAACAGCGCGUCGUUCACCCGCCACGCCGCCGGCGGGCUGUCGCUCAUCACGGGGUUCAUGCCGGUCACUACAGAGAUGGCGCUGUUCGACUAUCCCUUCAACGAACUACUGAUGUGGGCAGUUCUCACAAAACGCCACCAGAUGGCGCUUCUGAUGUGGACGCAUGGCGAGGAGGCGCUGGCCAAAAGCCUCGUGGCCUGCAAGCUGUACAAGGCCAUGGCCCACGAGGCAGCAGAGGACGAUAUGGAGACCGAGGUGUAUGAGGAGCUCAGGCAUUACGGGAAAGAGUUUGAGACCAAAGCUCUAGAAUUGCUGGACUAUUGCUACCGCCAAGACGACGAUCAGGCCCAACAACUCCUCACCUGCGAGCUCCAGAACUGGUCUGGACAGACCUGCUUGAGCCUAGCCGUUGCUGCCAACCAUCGCGCCUUACUAGCCCAUCCUUGCUCACAAAUCAUACUCGCCGACCUCUGGAUGGGAGGGCUUAGAACCAGAAAGAACACCAGCCUUAAGGUCAUUCUGAGCCUGCUGUGCCCCCUGUACAUCCUCCAACUGGAGUUCAAGUCCAAGGAGGAGCUGCAGCUGAUGCCGCAGACGGAGGAGGAGCAUCUGGAGAACGAGAGUAUGGAAGAUGACCGGAGUACUAAGGACCCGAACGAUGCUGAGGCAUUGAUUGGCUCAGGAGAAUGCGACACGCGCGUCGAUCAGAACGGGAAAGUGGGUAAAAUAGGGUGGGAGCCAUCGUACAGGGAGCUGCCGGAGUACCACGCGCCGGAGGACAAGCGCAUGCGGCCGCUGCGGCUCAGGAAGAAGAUCUAUGAGUUUUUCACGGCGCCGAUCACCAAGUUUUGGGCUGAUUCGAUCGCCUACAUAUUGUUCCUAUUGAUGUUUACAUAUACAGUAUUAGUCAGGAUGAGCCAUACGCCAUCUUGGCCUGAGAUUUAUUCUAUAUGUUAUAUAAUAACGUUUUUAUGUGAGAAAGUAAGAGAAAUCGUUACGUCCGAACCUGUUGCUAUUAGACAUAAGUUUAGCGUGUGGGCAUGGAACAUGUGGAACACGUACGACGCAGGCUUCAUCAUAUUCUUCCUGGUGGGCUUGACGCUGAGGCUGCGCGUGAGCUCGAUGGACGUCGGCCGCGUCAUUUACUGCGUCGAUAUCAUCUACUGGUACUUAAGGAUACUGAACAUAUUAGGCGUAAAUAAGUACUUAGGACCUUUAGUCACAAUGAUGGGUAAGAUGGUGAAAAACAUGAUAUACUUCGUGGUGCUAUUAUUGGUGGUGCUAAUGUCGUUUGGGGUCGCGCGGCAAGCGAUACUCUACCCCGAUAAGGAAGCCAGUUGGUACCUCAUCAGAGAAAUAUUCUUCCAACCAUACUUCAUGUUGUAUGGCGAGGUGUUUGCCCCGGAGAUUGAUCCCCCGUGCGGCUUGGGCGUCGACAUGGCCAAGUGCGUGACUGGCCGCUGGAUCACGCCCAUCGUCAUGACGAUUUACCUUCUCGUCGCAAAUAUUUUGCUCAUCAACCUCCUUAUUGCCGUCUUUAACAAUAUAUUUAACGAAGUCAAUGAAGUCUCGCAUCAGGUAUGGAUGUUCCAAAGAUUCACGGUGGUGAUGGAAUAUGAACAAAAGCCAGUUCUGCCUCCUCCACUAAUAAUUUUCUGUCACAUUUACGCGACUUGCAAAUGGGUGACGAGAAAUGUCUCACACCAGAGGUUUCAAUACGAUAACGGACUGAAACUUUUCUUAGAGAAAGAAGAUAUGGAAAGGUUGUAUGAUUUUGAAGAAGAGUGUGUUGAAGGUUAUUUUAGGGAACAAGAAAUUAAAUUAUCAAAUUCUAUGGAAGAAAGAGUGAGAAACACAACUGAUAGGGUAGAACAUAUCACAACUAAAAUGGAAGACUUAAAUCAAAAAGCUAAUUGCCAAAUACAGUCAGUACAGAGCGUAGAGUUUAGAUUAAGAAAAUUAGAAGACGUAGCAGAACAGACGAUGAACCAUCUAGCUGUAAUACACCGGUUCAUGGCCACACACCCGUCUUUGGUUAACCGAGGAUCGACGGACACGCUGGGACCACCGCCUCCGACCUUUCAAGCUGCUGGUGCAAGACUGAGAACGACUAGUGAUAGGUCAGAGGUGCUGUCGGACAGCGACACGGGCCCCCCGCGCUUCGUCGUGCGCCCCGUGCAGGAGGAGGACGAGCGAUCGCAACCCUCCGAUGACGAGAUGCCCCACUCUGGGCCAGAAGCCCCGGGCCCAGGAGAGAAGGACCACGGAGACUCCACGUCCACGUCCUCGGGAGGCAGUGGUGCGGGGCCGGAGGUCACCGUCAUCAGACCGCAACCGCCCACACCGGCGCGACAGAGGAGUUCGGAAAGCAAUAGGACUGAACCUAGUGAAGAAAAAAAAGUUCCAUCGAUAAAUGAUGAUGCGUUCUUGGAAGUGAACGAGCCGCCAGCAGACCUCGCCAGCCUUCGACCUAGAACCAACACAGCGGGAACCAGGAGAACAGCUAACACUAGACGGAGACGGUUAUGGAAACAGCGUUCGGAAGGUGGCAACGACUGCGGCAUGGGAGGGCACUACUCGACGCAGCAUCUGGCCCCGAGGAGACAGCACAGUCAAACGCAUUCAGAACCUGACAACUCAGCUGUUGAUGCUAGCUCCCUUCAUAACUCUGUCACUGGUCGGCAGUCAGGCUGGGAAGCAACCGGUGGCGCCACCGGCAUGGGUUCAGGCCGAGCUCGGGUCGGCGGCGCGCCGAGAUCUCUGUUGCUGGCCAUGCACGAGUACACCAGCAUCACCGAUGAGCUGGAAACCGUGUAUGGACUGUUCUCCCCGCCGCAUACACCAAGAACCCCCAUCACAUCUCGCCUGCUAUCGCCCGCAAGAGCCGCAUCGCCCUCCGUCCGCCGACGCCACGCCAGCGAAAUGUCCAACCCGGAGUUCGCUCUGUACAUGGAGAAGGAGCAUCUGCGCGGUGCCGAGGAAGAUGACUACAUCAUUAUGGAGAACCUCAUUCAGCGACGCCUAGAAAUCGAGUCUGUGCUGCACAGAUACGACGAGGAGGCGGAGGGUGAGGGGGAGGGCGAGGUCAGUGGGAUCAGCAUCAGCGUGUGUGUGAACACGAGCGGGGAGGAGCAGCCUGGGGCACCGCCGCAGUCGACCACGCUGCUGACGGUCAAUGACCGCCGGUUGCCGCAUCAGAGACAUUCUCUGAGGAGAUCAUCAGCCAUCGACAGCAGGGAGCUGCCGAGUCCGCUACAGCCGCUACUUGGAGACGAUGCUUGCGGAGAAGUGCUGCUACCCGUGCCGAGGCAACCUUCAGGUGAGACCAACGCGUCCAGCGACAUGUCCCUUUCGCACAUGGUGAGCGAGAAUCUGCCGCCACGGCCGUCCAUCGUGCUGGACUCAUCGCAACUGCCUCGCCAGCGGUCCGCCGAGCAACCGCAGCCACAGCCGCAGCCGCCGGGGCCCGCUCGGCCUGAGACAAUGUGCUAGAUGAUCGCCAUCCUAAAUGAACACAACAAUGCACCAAUCAUCAGAAAAGACCCUGAAACCAGCUUAUGAAAAAUAUUCGAGUAAACUGCGCAAAAGUAUUAAUCUAAUCAUAAUAAUAGAACACCAAAAAUUACGUUUAGUGUUAAAAUUACAUUUUUGAGAGGUUUUCCAUUUAGGGCCUUGUCGGAACCCCUUUUUCGGCGUUGAGCCAUUCGAUGUACUUACUCUUGACUGUCUGUCCCGUGUGAUCUAGUAUUAGACUGAAACUAACACUAUUCUAAAUCAAACCAUAUCCUUUGUAAACUUCACUAAUUGUUAGCACGUUUAAAACUUUAACUCGCUGUACAUUUGCUAAGCUCCUGAUUUGAAACCAUGAAUGGUCCAAAGUGUCUAUUCACUUCACUUAGGUUCAGUUGCACCAACCACAGUGAAUAGACUGAUCACACAUCAGAGACUUCCUAUAUGAUAAAAUCUUGCGAACGCUUUAACAGUGACAGAAGGUUUGGUGCAUCUGACCUUUACUCGUAAUGUAAGGCCUUAGUGAAUGCCCGAAGCGGAGCGUUUGGCGGGGCGUGCAGUGUGGCGUCGAGCUCACAUGAGCAGCGUGCACUGCGGCCGCUCCUAUACGUUUGCAUUUGUUUAACAUGCACGCCGCACGGCCCGCCCCGCUGCACGCCCAAUUCGAACGUCCACUCAGGCCUUACACUCAGUUCGGAAAAGUUUUGUUCGGCGUUCAAAAUCUGCACGCAACUACUUACUUCAACCGUUAGCGUCGGAUUUUGUGCGCAGGUUAUAAAAAUAAUUAGGUAAAUAUAUUAAUAUAUAGGUAACAUUUAAAUUAUUUCCUGCGAUGGUGAGGUGAAUAUGAACUAUGUUACGCUCGGCAGCCAAGUUAUUUCGCGUCCCCAGCUUUCAAAGUAAGCACUGUUGUCUGUUUUUUUUUAACUAUAAAUAAUGCCAUACAUUUUCUAUACUAUUUCUUAUAGGCAGUUUUUCACAGUAAAAAAAAACAGACUAAGUAUAGCGCCAAAUAACUUGGUAGUCCUGCGUGACAUGCAAUUAUAUCUUACUUUAAUAAUCGUUACUUAAAUAUAAAUGUAGUGUACAGACCGUACGUGUACAGGCGACGUAGUAAGAACUGAGUGGAAGACAUUCGACAAUACAUUCGUACAUGUUAUCUAACGAACUUGGAACUGAGAGUAGCCUAGGUUAGGUAAAUAGUCCGGGGCAAUGGAAUAUGAUAAUUGUAUUUUAUUUUUGACUGCAGCAACGCUGGAAUUGAUCCUGCCAAUAUUAAUAGCUUAUUUAUCUGCACGGGCUAUAUGGCCAAUAUGUCGAUAAGUGUCAAACUGAAUAAAAUUGGGAUCCAUUUCUUUCUUUUCUGGAAUAGUUUUGAUUUGACAAGUAUAUAUAUAAUCAGAGGGCGUGACGGUGACGGCGAAAACCGAAAUUCGCAAAUUGCGGGCAUCUUUUACUUCAAUUAAGGCGUAGUUAUAGAAUGACAGUGAAAAAAUCCCGUAAUUUGCGAACUUCGAUUAUUGCGGUACGCCCUCAGUUACAUACAUUACAUACUUAUUUAAAUUUGAUGAUCCCAUAUUCUAUCGAACACACUUUAUUUAACAGUUUAAUUAAAUACUUUGUAAUAUCAAAUAAAAUUAGAGUCGUAACCAGUUGAGAGUCGAGACUUUUUUUAAGUAGAACCUGGUUAUAUUCAGUACUUUGCGUUAAAAAGUUUUAUAAGAGACAUAACGAAACGCAUUAUUGCAUUGUAAAUCAAUUGUAUAACUUGUGUCGUAAUGACGAAACACUGAUGUUUUUGUAAGUAUUUUUUUACCUAGACUUAAAUCGACCGGGAUAUGGACCGUGAUUACCUUUUGUAUUGUUUUCGAGCAAGAGGUAAUCACGAUCCCGGUCGUCCUUAUCCCGGUCGAUUUAAGUCUAGUGAAACUAACCGUGAAUCAUUGUAUACUGUGUUUUUUUACUUAUUGUGUUUGACACUUAUAAAUUGUUUUCAUAUACUUUUAAAUUUAAAAUCACUGACUUUUUAAAUUGUUGACCAAUUUAAAUAUUUAAGCCGUUUUUAAUUGUAAUAAAAUAAAUGAAAUAGUACUAAGUUUCAAUCCCUAAUAAAAAAGGUCAUCACAAUGUGUUCAAUUAUACCAAAUAUUUUGUGCAAAUUUUACCGUUUUAUUGUAUUUGCAGUACAAUUGAAUAUUUCAUCUUUGUAUAUAAAGUAGAUUGAAUAUCAACGGAAUGAUAAUAAUGUUAAUAUUACCUUAUAGGUUAUUUAAAAGCAUUACUGUUUAUAUUUUUAUCUUAGUAAUAAUUAAGAAAUUAAAUGCAAUAACUUGUUUGUUUUAUAGAUAAUAAUGAACGCAUAUCGUUUUGUCUAAUUGAACAAAAUAUAUUAUGAACAGAAGCAAUAAUAAUGUUCAUGAAAAUUUUAUCAGGAAAAUGUCAAAUUUAAUUGAGUAAAUAUGUGGCUCUACCUUUAAUGAAAUUUAUAACUAUGUUAAAUGAAUUAUUUCACCAAUCAAUCGGAUAUUUGGUUUGAUGUUGCCCUUUAAUGAAAUAAAAUUAUAUAUAAACUAUACCGUAGUUAUGAAGUUAUCACGAAUGAAAGAUUUUUGGUACUUAAUGUAAGAUUGGCAACAUAAAACAGUAUAAAAUAAUGAAUGAAUAUUACUUAAAAUCGCUGGCCGAAUGUACUUUAAAAGUCUACAUUCAAUAAAUUAAACUUUAAGUACUUAGAUACCUCUUAUUGACCCACAUCAUAUAUUAUUUGAGUAGAAAAAAAUAUGGAAUUAUGAAUAUAAUAUAUCCAUAUAUUAUCAGGUAUUACAUUACGAGAUAUAAAAUCAUAAUCAAGAGGAAUAGCUGUCAUAUUUUAUUACGUAGUGAAAAAUGAAUUGUAUACAAUAAUAAUUUGUACCUAACAAAAUACCUACAAAUCAAAUUAUUUAUCAUACAUAUCUCAUAUAAUAAGUUAACUUUUUGACGAAAUACAUUAUUAUGAGCAUGAGAGAAUAAAAUAUCAUUGAAUGAAAAAAUAUCAAAUGAAAUGUAUGAUGAAGUUGUAAAUAUUAACAUUUUAAUAUUGUUAUUUUGUACCGAUAUGUAUAGGGCUGACAAGUACCGCCUGACUUGUAUUGGAGGCACAAGUUUUUCGUACACCAAUUAUCUUAUAGUAUUGUUAAACCAUAGUAGUAAAAAAAAUGAAGCAAACCUCUGUAAUAAAUAGUGUAUUGAAUUAAAAACGCCUGAAGUAAACUAGUACUGUUUGAAAUUACGACGACGUACGAUUACACAAGACGAUAAAAUGUACCGCAACACGUGUCGGUAACGACGCCGGACGAAGUAGCGCAACGUUGCCGGACUUCGCUCGAUAAGUAUGGCAACAGCGCGCGACACAUGUCGCCAGCGACGUCGGGCGAAGUAGCGCAACGUUGCCGGACUUCGCUCGAUAAGUCUGGCAACAGCGCGCGACACAUGUCGCCAGCGACGUCGGACGAAGUAGCGCAACGUUGCCGGACUUCGCUCGUCAUGUCUGGCAAAAGCGAGCGACACAUGUCGCCUACCGUGUGUCAUAAGUCUUGCGAUGUUACCAGUAUGUCGAUCGAAGUUCCCUGACGUCGCUACCUAUUUAAGUUGCGCUAUCUCGCCAGAUAUGUGAAGCAUAAUCGCUCGAGUUUGCUUGACUUGCCGCCGACACAUGUUGCGGGACAUUUGCCUCCUAGUGUAUUUUAUUCUAUUCUGUAAUUGCACCCUAAUAGGGUGAAAUACAUAUCUGAUGUCACCACCAAUCAACCAUUGGUUUCUAGAUUUUACUGACCAAUUUUCGGUGGUAGCAUGGCUAUAGCAUUUUUCAAACGGCUUGGGUACGGAUAUCAUCUCCAUAAAAUUUUCUGAGAUUUUGCGUUUUAAGGUUAUAUAUGAAGAUUUGUCACUGUACCCAAUUUGUUUGAAAAUACUGUAAGUGUACCCUAUUGCCGUACUUGGUCUUUUCUACUUUGUCUAUUUCUGAAUCUCAAGCACAGCCUUCAAAUCAGUUUGUAAUUUUAGUACUUUGAAAACGUUACAGUUACUGUUUAACUUUAGUUUAAACUGAAAAGUACGUAGUUAAAAAUCAAAUGCUACACCGUAAAAAUGUUUCAAGCAACUCGUUCUAAGGUUCGAAUUCGAACAUGAAGACUUAAAAUAACCCAUAAUUUUCAGUUUUAAAGGUGUUAACGCAUUUAUCAAUUCGAAUCGGCUUGAGCAAAUAAACCCUUGAAAAUUCAAUACGUUACUGGCUCUAGGCUCCAUAGUACAAAUAAAAAAGACAUGUACAGUCGCCAUCACCAUCAGAUAUAUCGGAACAGCUAAGGUGCUCAAAAAUAUCUGAACACGGACUUUAGCGCCUUGAUAAUAGAGACGUGUUCAGACAUUUGUGAGCACCUCUAGAAGCCGUUAUCGAUUUUAGUUGCAAAAAUGUCAAAAUUAUAGAUUUAGUCGAUGAAAUUAACUCUUCCUUUUGUUAACUAUUAACUAUUAGAAAUAACAAGUAGGUACUGGUUUCUAUUAGCACGUCUUGUUAUCUUUCAUUUUAAUAAAAAAAAAAUUAAACAUAGUCACUUAAUUAGUAAUGAUUUUUUUCUGAUGGACGUUUAGGUAAAGAUAUUAAAGCUCUUAUUUGUAAAUUUCGUAAAGUUUGGACUGCUAAAAAUAAUAAUUUUGUAUUACACAUAUCCUGUACUUCAAUUUUAAUGAACUACAUUUUUGUUGUUAUAAAUUUGAAGUAGUGUAAAUGAAAGUUAGACGAAAUGCUCGACUUCAAAGUCUGGAGCAUCGACGCAAGGUUGCCAGCCUAACGAUCUUUUAUAGGAUACAUUUCGGAGAGUGUGCUGAGGAAUUGCACAACCUCAUUCCUCGCUUCAACAUUCCUUAUGCGAACUGCCAAGGAGUGGAAUGCCCUGCCCGAGUCUUGUGUUUCCGUAUGAGUACAAUCUGAAUCUCUUCAAGGCUAGAGUAAAUAGGUAUCUCAUAGGCAAGCGUGCUCCACCGUAGACCGCAUCAUCACUUACCAUCAGGUGUGAUCGUGGUCAAACGCCUGCCUAUCCUCCAUAAAAAAAAAAUUCUCCAGAAAUCACUUCAAAACAAGUGACAAUUCCUUAAUUUCAACGUAAUUUUUGACAACAGACUACAACAUUUUCUGAAACUCUACGUAUACAUCAUUUUGUAUAAUUUACCACCAUAAUUUUUUUGAUUAUGUUUUAAAAACUGUCCCUUCUCGUCACAUAUUAGGGGGCGUCCAUAAAUUACGUGAGGUGUUUUUUUCAAUUUUCUGACCCUCCCUCCCCCCUUGGUGAGAUGUCGUGAGAUUUUAUUCAACCCCCUCCCCCGUCCCCCAAUCUCACGUGAGAUUUUUCAGAAUGUGGGUUUAUUACGUAAACGCGUUGGAUUGUUUAUUGUAAAAAGAAAAAACAAUUUGGUUCGUGCUUUUAUUUACGACUAGUUUAAGCAUGUACAUACAAUUUGGAUUAAAUGGACCAAAAUAGUAUUUUUUUUUUUGUUUCAAUCAGAGAAUAAAUUGCGUGAUAUUUGUCGAGACCCCCCUCUCCCCAACGUGAGAUUAGAUGAGAUUUGACUCGACCCCCUCCCCCUUUAAUCAUCUCACGUAAUUUAUGGACGCCCCCUUACCGGGGACGCACGCUUGCGACCUUAUUAUUAAAAGGCAUUUAGAUAUUACGUAACAAAGGGUGUACAAUUUCAACGACUAAAUCUAUUAUUUUUACAUUUUUUCUCUAAAACCGUUACCGGGCUCUUAACCCUUUUCCAAGCCGCACCAAUCUACAAGAUUUUCUCAAAAAAUCCAAAUAUAUUUCAAUUAAUCCAGCUUUGAUGAUUCAUUUGAAGACAAGUAACAUUUCCUGAAAGUGUAAUCUAAUUUGAACCUUCAAUCGGAAUGCUAAAGUUGAAAUUCUAAUGGCGCGUAUGUGGUCGAUAAAUCGUACUAUGCCUGGAAAAGAGUUAAUGGCCUAAGCCAAUUCUGUCUUGAUAAAUACGGUUAUCAUACCUAUUGGCGCCAUUACUUAUGGGCUUAUUAAACUACAAGUAUUGAAAUAAAAAGUCUUUUAAUACUAAAUCUACGAAGGUACUUAAUUUAUUUUGUCUUACAUUUCAUAUUUAGCAAAAUUAUGAAUUUGUAUAGGAUAAACCCUUAUUGUUUUAUCUAGAUUUGUUUAAUCAUUCUCAGAGUGAUAGUAGUACUUCGUCUGUGUUAUGUAAACAUAAUGUACAAUAAUACAAUAAAUAUAUUUGUGAUAUUACAA